Messenger RNA from Uloborus diversus, 1335 nucleotides. RefSeq names its product iron-sulfur cluster co-chaperone protein HscB-like (gene Hsc20). NCBI's taxonomy places the organism in Eukaryota, Metazoa, Arthropoda, Arachnida, Araneae, Uloboridae. Gene Ontology annotation, biological process: protein complex oligomerization; [2Fe-2S] cluster assembly. Gene Ontology annotation, cellular component: mitochondrion. Bases 187 to 1029 code for a protein of 280 amino acids. The record is from RefSeq and is a predicted model, not a curated record. The transcript has 2 exons. Gene Ontology annotation, molecular function: ATPase activator activity; protein-folding chaperone binding.
CAAAGGUGGAGCAGAAGUGCAUUCUGUUUACUUUUAGUUUAAUCUCAUUUUAAACAGACUAUGUGUUAAAAUAGAAACUUCGGCGCUUCAUUUCUUAAAGUGCAGGAUUUUAAAACUGUUUUACAUGCAUUCAGAUUAUUAUUUUCAUUAUCAGUUGGAAUUCUAAUCACCAAAGGGCUUGUUGCCAUGAAUACUGUUUUUAAAACAUGGGGAAAUAAAUUUGUGGUUUUGAAACUUCAACAGGCUUGGAAAAAGUCAUACGAAGCACAUAACAUUCUAAAAUACUCAAACCGGUGUAGUUUUUUCUUUAUUAAUGCUUCACAUUCUUCAUUAUCUAGCCAGAUUUCCGGAACUCGUUACAAGAUAUUGAAAAACUUUCCUCUUUUUGUGCUUGGUAAACAGCAUUUAAGGUUACUGAAUAUAUCAAAGAACCGGUGCUGGAAAUGUAACGCAGUUGUGAUCGAGCGCGACUUAGUGUGCAUGUCCUGUGGGUGUGUCCAAGAACCUCGGCAAAAUCUUAACCAUUUCGAACUAUUUAAAGAGACCCCUCAUUUUGACAUUGAUGUGAGGAAUUUAACUGUAAAAUUUAGGCGUCUCCAGACCUUGCUACAUCCAGACAAAAUAGCGAACCGAUCUGAAACUGAAAAACAAUACUCUGCAGAACAGUCAGCAAAAGUUAACAGGGCAUAUCAAACACUUCUCCAUCCAAUGGACAGGGGCUUGUAUCUGCUAGAACUACAUGGAAAACCACUGUGUGAAGAAGAAAUUCAACUUCCAUCGGACUUUCUCUCUGACAUCAUGGAAGUGAACGAAACUUUACAAGACUGUAAAAAUGCAGACACUCUAGAAUCUAUUCGGCAUGUUAACGAGGCAAAAUUACAGAUACUUUUUUCUGACGUUUCUUUGUCUUUUAAGGAAAAGAAUAUCACUCGAGCAAGAGAAUCGCUAAGCAAACUGAGGUAUUUCGUAAAAAUAGAUGAAUUAAUUAGGAAAAAAGAAGAUGAACUUGGAAUAAGUAGGGACGAUUAGUUCUUUGUUUUUUCUAAUUCUAAUAGUAUCCAUUAAAGAUGACUCAUUUUAUCUAAAAAUAAAAGAAUAACUAUAAAGUAGCUUAACAAGAAACUUAAAUAUACUAAGCUGAUCGAGGUCGAAUUUCUUAAUAAAAAGUAACUGCUCUUAUGUGAACUGCCAUAUUUAUAAUAGUUUGAAAGUUAUGUUGAAAAUUUUAUUUAUAUACUAUGCAAUAAUCUAUGCUGUGAUAUAUGAAAUUAUAUUUGAUUAGAUACAUUUAUUAUAUGUAAUCUCUGCUUGUAAUAUUUUAAGCUGAAUAAAUGC